AUGCCUUCGCUCCUGACCGUGAACAACAACGUCUCGCUGCUCACCGUCAACAUCGCCCCGAGCACCUUCCUGGCAUCGCUGACCCUCUCGCUGGUCUUCCUGUCGCUCUACCUGCCCCGCACGCCCGCCCUGCCCAGCUUCCCCGUGUUCUGGAAGCGCAAGACUGCUGCGGCCACUGUCGCGACUGCGGAGAUCGACCCGCGAGUUAUCGAACUACCCGAGGAGGAGGACGACGACGACGACGAACACGACGACAACCGGCUCCUGUACCGCCGUCCGCUGCCAGCCCUCCCGGCGGCGAAACCACACAAGAAGAAGAAGAAGAGAGAAAGCCGCCUGGCCGCCAUCUUAGCCGCCGGUAGUCGCAGUAGCAGUCCCACAACCACAACCACCACCACCCAGCUGACAGCAGAGGAGGAGGAGGAGGAAAAAGAAAACCGACGGGAUGGCAGCAGCCGCCUCGGACGCCUCGCCGCCCGGCUUCGCGCCCUCAACAACAAGCCCCUCCCGGCCCCGGCCCCCCUUCCUCUACCCGCCGACCCACUCGGGCUUCCUGACGGGCGACGACGACACAGACGGGAGCAUGAUGAUGAUGGACGACGACGACGACGACCAUCCGCAUCAUCACCACUACUACGCGGCGGGGGACGAGGCGGCCUCGGACUCGGCUGCUCCGGCUUCUGGCGCAAGACGGAUAACAUCCUCGGCGGUGGCCGCCGUGGGUCGCGCGAGUCCAGCCCCGGCGACACCGAUGACGAGGUCGACGACAUACUGGCGCGGGCCGCGCGGACGCGCCUGCCGACGGGGAGCGUGAGCCCGGAGAAGGAGAGGAGCCCCGAGCCGCCCGAGGCCGCCGCCGCCGCCGAGGAGGAGGCCACGGUGAAAGUGGAGCCCGGGGUCAAGAGGGAAGGGCAAGGGGACGGGGAUGAUGUCAAGGUUCCUGUUCUGGCGAGGGAUGCCGUGCCCGAGAACUACAUCCGCUUCGCCGUCCGCGCAGAAGUCCUCCAGCGAACCGAGCCCGUCGAGGCGGCCGUCAACUUUGUCCGGCGCCGGGUCCGCGCCAUGACCAGGUCCUGGGCGCACCUCUUCUGCUCCGUCCUCGUCGGCGUCCUGUCCCUCUCGGCCCUGCGCUCGCUCUUCUCGCCCGCGGCGCCCCGGCCCGUGCCGGACCUCGUCAAAGUCGCCGGCAUCGCGCGCUCCUUCGAGCCCCUCAUCUACUACUCGGAGAGCGGCGUGCAGCAGGUCGGCGACCUGCAGGCCACGGGCGUCGCCGUCUGGGACCUCGGCGAGAGCGUGCGCUCGAGCAACAUGACCUCGGCGCCCAUCAUCGUGCGCGAGCUCGACGCCCUCAGCGACAGCCUCAAGGCGCUCGCCGUCGAGCUGACGCGCUUCUUCGCCAACGUCGACGGCGACGUCGACAGCAUCCUCAUCGUCAUGGACUGGGCCCGCCGCGAGCUCGCCCAGGCCGCCCGCGGCCCCGCCUCCCCGGCGCCCCUGGCCGCCGCCUACGACAACAUCCACAACCUGCUCUCCGCCGCGGGCGUCCUCGAGGACGCCGCGACGGGCCGCCCCACGCGCCUCGGCGCCCUGGCGGCCUCGCUCUUCGGGCCCUCGAGCCCGCAGCGCGCGCGCGCGGCCCUGCAGCGCACGUUCGCCGAGUUCCUCGCCGUGCUCGAGGACGCCAUCGCGUCCGAGCUGCAGCACAGCCUCGCCCUCUUCGCCCUCUUCGAGGCCAUCGACCGCCAGUUCCUCAACCUCGCCCGCGCCGUCGCCCGCGAGGUCUCGGCCCAGGACGAGCGCCACGCCGACCUGCUCUCGGGCCUCUGGACGCGCAUCCUCGGCCCCCGCGCCGCGGACCUGCGCAAGUACGAGCGCAACCGGGACCUGCUGCGCGACGUGCGGGAGCGCACGGUGCGCGAUAAAGGGUUAUUGGUCGAGCACAACCACCGCCUGCUCGCGCUCAAGGCCAGCCUCGAGAGCCUGCGCCGCAAGCUCGUGAGCCCGCUCGUGCGCGGCGCCGCGGCCGGCGGCAACGGCAGCGGCGGCGGCGGCGGCGGCGGCGGCACGCUGCUCGGCGUCGAGGAGCAGAUCCGCGGGCUCGAGGACGUCGGCGUCUACCUCGAGGGCGUGCGCACGCGGCAGAAGAGCAGGCUCAUGGAGGUGCUGUACGGCGCCGACAAGAGGAGGGGGAUCGAGAAUGUCGCUGCUGCGGGGUCUGCGGGAUCAUCAUAA
Thyridium curvatum is the source of this 2232-nucleotide messenger RNA. RefSeq lists its product as uncharacterized. Lineage: Eukaryota; Fungi; Ascomycota; Sordariomycetes; Thyridiales; Thyridiaceae. The record is from RefSeq and is a predicted model, not a curated record. Bases 1 to 2232 code for a protein of 743 amino acids. The transcript is spliced from 3 exons.